UGGCCAGACUUAUUUUGAUGAGACCAUGCCUGAAUUUGAAGGUUUCAGCAUAGAAUUUCCUUCACUGGUGGGUGAUGAUCUGAUUUCCAAUGAAUCUAAUCUUCCAAGUCUGGUAAGAGAACGGGCUUCUAUUUUUGAGCAGUUAUACAAAUCAAACCAUGUGCUUACCCCUGUGUCCUGCACUUCCUCAAAAUAUAAAAUACAUAAAGUUCCCGAUGUGUACCAGUCUCUCCCCGCAGGACUAUUGGAGCACAUUAACCUCAGUUCUUUUCUUCACUUAAAUGAUGCAGAUAUAAGACAGUUUAGGGAAAGUGACGAGGGAAACUUGGCACAGUCUGAUAGUUCUUUUGUCAAAAGGACAUAUUCUUAUAGUAUGCCUUCAAGCACUGGAGUUGACCGAGAGUCUUGGAAGCCUCCUUUAACCCCUCCGGUAGUGAAGUUUGGCCAGAAAGUGGUUUCAGAGCGAAGUGGUGCUAGUUCAGAGAAGGUGGAUUCUAACCCAGAACUUGUAUGUUUCCGGAUUGAUGAAAACUCAAGUAUUGAAAAUGGGAAUAAUGGUGAGUUAGCUGUCUCUAAGGAGGAUAUUUUCUCAAGGAAGAACGAUGAAUUAACUAACAGAAAAGCACUUGCUGAUAUCACUGCAAAAUGUGAAAAUGAGCCAUGUUUUAUGUCGGAGUCAAUUAAAGUUAUAGAUAGAGACAGUUUAGAAUCCGUUAACUCAGAAUCCUACUUUAGGUCUGAGAUGAGUGCCCUCUCGAGUGUGCCUAAAGGAUAUGCUGGCAAUAAGUCUAAGAUAGGGGAAAAGGAGAAUUCAGACUUUACAGUUAGCAAAAAAUUGCGAAAAGCUGCAUUAUCUCUUCGUAACAGGUCUAGCAGGACAAAGAUGUCUGGGAAAACAAAUGAAAGAAGUAGAAGUCAUGGUAACUUGGAAAAAGGGUGUAGGCCUGCAAACAUGGUUUCCAAUAUAUCUUCAUUUGUUCCACUUGUUAGUCAGAAGCAAGCUGUUCUACCCUUGAAAGGGAGAAGGGACAUCAAAGUUAAGGCACUAGAGGCUGCUGAAGCUGCCAAGCGUCUUGAAGUAAAGAAACAAAAUGAGCGUGAAAUGCGAAAGGCAGCAGUGAAAUUGGAGAGGGAAAAGGCAGAACAGGAAACCAUAAGAAGGUUGGAGGUCAUGCAAAAGCAGAAAGAGGAAGAAAGGAAGAAAAAAGAAGCAGAUAUCGCAGAAAGGAAACGAUUGAGAGAAGAGGAGGGAAGGAAGGAGAAAGAAAGAAAACGUAGAUGCAUCGAAGAAACACGGAGACAGAAAAGAGAACAGAAGGGAAGGCCCCAUGCUGAAAAAGUAGAGCAGAAGCUCGAACACAAAACAUCAUCAGCGGAUGAGAAUGAACAGAUAAAAAAAGAGCAGCUGGAAGAAGCAAAAGGGAACCUGAACUCAGAAAAAGAUGAUGAUUUUCAGCAUCAAACAGAAACAGAACUGCAGCCAAACUCUAUCAAUGCUUUACCAGACGAGGAUAGAGAAGGCAGUACUAAUAUUGAAGCUUCAAAAUUUUGUCUGAAAUCUAACGAUGUUCAAAAGAUGGUUAUCAAGUCAGAUGACUCACAAGAAGUACUCCAGACAAGGAUUUCCAUCAAUGAAGAAACUCAAAAUCUACAAUCAUACGAGAUGUCUCCAUACAAGGAUUCUGAUGAUGAUGACGACGGAGAUGAAACCGGGCGCGAGAAGAAAUUCAUUCCCUUCUGGGCUAGAAGAGAUUGCUUACAUCAAAUAAUUCAUUCCAAACAACAUCUUGACCCAGCGACAGUUUUCUGCAGAAAACGUUCUUUUGGAUUAAAUGAAGUUCUUCCAACCCGCAUUCUUCGAAGGCCAGUUUAAUGAACAUCCUAGAAGCAUCUUUCCCACAAGAUGGUCGUUUCAAAUUGGUGAUUUCAGGGAUGAUUUUCUCAUUGUUCAGUUAGUUGUUUAACAAUUAGGCUGGCAAUCCAUGCAAUGGUGGGUUUUGUUUCUACAUGAAAGCUAGAAAACUAAGGUUAUGUACAGAAUGUAUUUUUGGCAGAAGUGAUUGAACUUGAUCAUGCUGGCUGAACCCUGGAAACUGUACUAAAGUGUCUUGAGGAUAUGAACCUAGAUAACUUAUGUGAACAUGGUUACAGCUGCCACAUGAACAAAAAAAGGUUGAAAAGGUUAUGCGAUGGAUAAAGUAAUUUUGAAGAGAAAGAUAAUAUAAGGUAAAUGUUGUUAGGGGGAUAAAGCAACCUUGGCCUUGGAUAAAGGUUAUAAUGCUGUCCACUAACUUGUUCUGGAUGUUUGUCGGCUUACCAUCUUAUUAGUUAUGUGAGUAUAGAUCAUGUCUAAGCUGGGGCUCUCAGCUUACGAAGACAUGUGAGUAUAGAUCAUGUCUAAGCUGGGGCUCUCAGCUUACGAAGACAUACUUGUGGAAGGCAACUGCUAAUGCAUUAUUUCAAUGCCAUAUGGAAGAACAUGGUUUACCUGGCCCAGGCAAUCAACUUGGUUGUGAAUUCUGCAGCAAGCGAGUUUUAUGUUGCAAGUGUAUCUUUUAUAAUUUCAACUCCAUGCAUUUUCCAUGUUGUAAAUGUUUCAAGCGCAAGGCAGCAAUCAUCUCUUAUUUUUUCAGUUUUAUAAAUUCGAAGUAUUCUGUUAUUUUUGCUCAUGAAAGCUCGAUAGAUGGUCGCUGGCCAUUCUGCUGUUUAUAUUA
Asparagus officinalis (garden asparagus) is the source of this 2714-nucleotide messenger RNA. Its product is annotated as inner centromere protein. Lineage: Eukaryota; Viridiplantae; Streptophyta; Magnoliopsida; Asparagales; Asparagaceae. The record is from RefSeq and is a predicted model, not a curated record. The transcript has 8 exons. The coding region runs from base 26 to 1873 and encodes 615 amino acids.